UUCACCCUAUCAGAAAGUAGGCGUCAGUCCACAGCGCAGUGUCAUUGGGUUAAAGUUUGUCCGCCCUACUUGCUCAUAUAAAUAACAACAACCGAAAACUGGGCUAGCAUGUGGAGACAGCACCUGUCAGACGUGUAGCUCAUUUCCAUACAUAUUUAAAGCAGACACUUCACUGAAUACCUUCGUUUGCCCUGUAAGCUAAGUGAAACACUCUGGUAGGGACAAACAGCAGCAUGUCGGUCGACAGCGUGUUUAGGACCCGCUCUCUCGGCGUGGCCGCGGAGGGUCUUCCUGAUCAGUAUGCCGACGGCAAAGCAGCGAAAGUCUGGGAGCUGUACAUCGGAGACACGCGGAGUAGGACACAGGAGUACAAAAGCUGGGUGGUGUCUUUGCUGAAAGAGCAAGGGGUGCGGAGAGUGCUGGAUGUAGCCUGCGGAACAGGUGUUGACUCCAUUAUGCUGGUGGAGGAGGGGUUUAAAAUGGUGAGCGUGGAUGCCAGCGACAAAAUGCUUAAGUAUGCACUGAAGUCCAGAUGGGAGAGAAGAAAAGAAGCGGCGUUCGACCAGUGGGUGAUUGAAGAGGCCAACUGGUUGACGUUACCAGAGGAUAUUCAGAAACCAGGGGAUGGCUUUGAUGCUGUUAUCUGCCUUGGCAACUCAUUCGCCCACUUACCAGACUUUAAAGGGGACCAGAGUGACCAAAAGUUGGCCCUUCACAACAUUGCCAGUAUGGUGAGACCGGGUGGGAUCCUCAUCAUCGACCACCGUAACUACGACUACAUCCUGGAGACUGGCCGGGCGCCACAAGGCAAAAAUAUCUACUAUAAGAGUGAUCUAACUCAGGACAUCUCUACUUCGGUGCUGUGGGUCAACAAUAAGCCCCAUAUGAUCACACUGGACUACACCAUCCACGUGCCCCAGGCCACCGUCCACAAUCUCCCUGAAGUCAGUAAAUUCCGUCUGUCCUACUACCCUCAUUGUCUGGAGAGCUUCAAAGCUUUGCUGAAAGAGGCCUUCAACGGCAAAAUGGAGCACAGCGUCUACGGAGAUUUCAAGACGUAUGUCCCUGGCCAGACCGAGGCCCCUUGCUACUUCAUCCAUGUCUGUAAGAAGACAGCCUGAGAGCCCUACCCGCCAACUUGCUACACACACACUCUCACACACACACACACACACACUCACACUGCUAGGAAAAUAAUAGCUAUCUGCCCUCUUUAAAUGCCAACAUGCUCCCACAGUCCUCCAGAUUUGGGCAAAAUUAUACUUGUAUAUAUUUAAAAAAGAAUGUAUAUCUCUUUUAUUUAGUGUGAUGAGCACAUGGCCACUAAAAUCAUCCUGAUAAUUUAUUACUUCAGUGUCCAGUGGUAAUACAUGAGCAUACUUAAGGGUGGGCGCGCCAGUAGACAGCUGAUGAUUAUUUAAGAAAACAUAUUGUCAUUGAUUUCCUCAUGGCCGGGAAAGUUUUCAUUUUCUCUAAUGAUUUUAAAAUGAUGUAUGCUAAAAUGCUAAAGCAACAGAGCAUCUUUGACUCUUCUAGGAACAAUUGGUUGAUUCCGAUCUCUCUUUUGACUUAAAACAUAGUGUGUUUCUUAAGCUCUCAACUAGUAACAGUCUUAAAAGGUCAAAACUAAUUUGCAAAAUAUAUUCCAAAUGUAUCGGACCACUGUUUUGCCAAAAUCUGGUAUUUUCCCAUGUGCUGCUUUUGUGUUUUCCUCGUUUCUGUUUCCUCCCCUGCUUUCCCCCUUCUCUGAACUUUGAUAUCCACAAUGAAGAUGUUUCAAAGCGGUGCUGUAUAUUAGUGAUAUUCCUCACGAUGGAGUACUUGACAUUAGUCGCCAGUAAUGUACAAAGUGCUAAAAUGUUUGACUCGAGAGUCUUUAAAUACAGAUAAAACUUCUGUGUUUUGUGAAUACGGUAGCCUUUCUUUUUUGUGUAUUUAUGAUCUGGAAAAGGAAAAAAGCUGAUCUCAUUCUGACCCACUGUCUUUCUUUAAGUCCAGGCAAAUCCUUGAUGACCACAGCACGAUGGAAGUUUGAAUUUUUCAAUUCAUUAGCAUUACAUUUAAGACAGUCCGCCCACUUUUUUUUGCCCAGUCGUAAUCAUGCCCAGUCACUGAUGUCACUUAAAUAAGACCAGAGAACAGCUGUAAUAAAGACUGUAAAUCCCCCUAACGCCUUGAAAUGCCAGGUUAACCUAUGUGGAGUCUCACACAGGUCAAAACAAGAAGCACCUGUGAGUGCAGUAAUAAUAAAUGUCUUUGACAACCUCACCAAAACCCUACCAGCUCCAGAGCUAAAUAACCUCUGAUCUCUCUGAAGCUGAAAAUCAAUCAAUAAUUUUUCACUAAAGCCCGCUCUCGAGAGAACGGGUCCUCAUAUUUGGAUGGAAUGUGCCUUUUUUGUGUAAGAAUUUAGGUUUUCUUUAACUGAUUUGUCUUAUUUUGUGGUACAAUGUAAGUUGACUUUAUUUGAGCCAAAAACAGCCAUUUCAUUUUCUGGUAAUUAUCAUUAAUGAACCUAUAACCGGACAGAAGUGAGCACCAUUAUAGGUGACAAUAAAUACCAAAGUUCUAUACCCCUAUGAGUAUUCAUCAGAAGCCUUUUAAGGUGCCAAUGUCAUUUCAUUUCAUUUCAAUUAGCUUUAUUGGCAUAAAUGUUAUGGUAAACUAUGUUUCCAAAGCACAAUGUCACUAAGCUGGGUUUAGCAAGCUGGUUAAAAAUGCAUUACAGCAAACCACUGCAUAAUUCAGUCCCAACACAAAUUGUGUUAUCAACCCAAGAUGUUUGAAAUGUGAAAUUGUUUUUUCUCAAUAUUUGAAUGUUUUAUCUAAAGUAGGACAAACUUGAAUGUUAUUCAAUUGUGUGCACAGUAUAUGUCUCAAAUAAUUAAGUUUACCCAAAUAAUGAGAGGAAGAUGAUGGAGAAACCAUUUACUUUGCUGUAUUAUCCAGGUUCAAAUACACUUUGCUUUGAUACCAAAUGGAAAAUGUGUUUUUCAUUGGAAUGAGAAAGGAGAGGAAUCAAAUAGUAUUACUGCCCUUGCUGUUUGCCCAAAAAAGAAUGCAUGGUGCAUUCAAAUGUUGUGCCAGUGCCUUUUGUAGACCAAAAAGUACGGUGCACUGCUGAUUGUGAUUGAGAUCAAUACUAUGCGGGAAGAAUGGAUGAACAUUUGUGUGGGUUUGAAAGUUUAUGGAGAGAUAAAAGUAUUUGACAACAGUCAAAACAUUUCCUAAUGAGCGAUGAAUAUUGGAAGGAUUUUGCAUGAAAUAAAUAAAAAAUCUAAAUAAGGAA
Molecule: messenger RNA, 3289 nt
Organism: Micropterus dolomieu (smallmouth bass)
Lineage: Eukaryota; Metazoa; Chordata; Actinopteri; Centrarchiformes; Centrarchidae
Gene: gnmt
Product: glycine N-methyltransferase
Exons: 6
Coding region: 234-1121 (295 amino acids)
Biological process (GO): regulation of gluconeogenesis; one-carbon metabolic process; protein homotetramerization
Cellular component (GO): cytosol
Molecular function (GO): glycine N-methyltransferase activity; glycine binding; identical protein binding
Source: RefSeq, a predicted model, not a curated record